Molecule: messenger RNA, 2749 nt
Organism: Sphaeramia orbicularis (orbiculate cardinalfish)
Lineage: Eukaryota; Metazoa; Chordata; Actinopteri; Kurtiformes; Apogonidae
Gene: slc25a18
Product: solute carrier family 25 member 18
Exons: 11
Coding region: 494-1468 (324 amino acids)
Biological process (GO): malate-aspartate shuttle; L-glutamate transmembrane transport; aspartate transmembrane transport
Molecular function (GO): L-glutamate transmembrane transporter activity; L-aspartate transmembrane transporter activity
Source: RefSeq, a predicted model, not a curated record
GACAAUGCUGGUGUUUGUGCAACGGCCCCUGAGUGGCGGCUGGCUCUCUCAGAUCGCUCUCGCUUGACUACCAUUACUCCACGCAUUGUUGAAGUGAAAGGAAAGUAGACAGCUUGAUCCUGCCUGUGGGAUGCACUGAUAGAGCCUUUUGUAAAUGGUGGAUUCCAAAUGCUGUAAAAGAAUACCGGCAGUGGGUACAGGUGUGAGGCAUAAUACAAAGAAAGAGGCUGGCCAGACGACGAAAAUCUAACAUCUGUGGUUUUGACCACAACAACAAAGGGCGGCCACCUCCAUCAUUCCUGGAAGCAGGAAGUCCACUGAAGCCUCUCGUGGUGUUGGUGGUGUGGGUGGGCAGAGGAAGGGGUGAGUUGCGGUGAUAAGUUGGGGAAAGAGGAAAAAUUAGCCAAAGAGGAGGAGGAGGAGGAAGAGUGGGAGACGUCUGAGGUGGUGGAGGAGGAGCUGGGCCUGAACCUGGAGCCCAAACAGAAGCAGGAUGGCGGAGAAGCAAGUUAGCCUCCCCGCUAAGCUGAUUAAUGGGGGCGUGGCAGGGCUGGUUGGUGUGACAUGUGUAUUUCCUAUUGACCUGGCCAAGACCCGCCUACAAAACCAGCAGGGUGUCCAGGUCUACAAAGGCAUGUUGGACUGUCUGGCAAAGACGGUACGCUCAGAAGGCUAUUUUGGAUGCUACAGAGGUGCCGCAGUGAACCUCACACUUGUCACUCCAGAGAAAGCCAUCAAACUGGCUGCCAAUGAUGUCUUCAGACAGAAGCUCUCUAAGGAUGGGAAAUUACCCCUGUGGGGGGAGGUACUGGCUGGAUGUGGGGCUGGGACCUGCCAGGUAGUGGUCACAACUCCUAUGGAGAUGCUUAAGAUUCAGCUGCAGGAUGCAGGAAGGCUAGCUGCACAGAGGCCAGUCCCAACCUCAGCCCAGACUGCUGCUCCCGGUCCAGCUCCAUCACUGGUGGCCCCCUCACCAGCCCGGCCGGCCCCUCCACAGCGACCCUCAGCCACUGGCAUUACCUUGGAGCUGCUGAAGACUCGUGGUUUGGCCGGCCUCUACAGAGGGGCAGGAGCCACUUUAAUGAGGGAUGUCCCCUUCUCAAUGAUCUACUUCCCGCUGUUUGCAAAUCUGAAUGCUGUGGGCCGUGAUUGCCAGGGUGAUGUACAGAGCAGGGCCCCGUUCUGGCAGUCCUUCAUUGCAGGCUGCACCGCUGGCUCGAUAGCAGCUGUGGCUGUUACACCACUGGAUGUCAUAAAAACUCGGCUGCAGACCUUGCAAAAGGGUGAGGGCGAGGACACAUACAGAGGAAUUGUUGACUGCACAAGGCGCAUCAUGAGGAGAGAGGGCCCGUCCGCAUUCCUGAAAGGUGCAACGUGUCGUGCUCUAGUCAUCGCUCCGCUUUUUGGCAUUGCACAGGGUGUCUACUUUCUCGGUGUUGGGGAAACAGUGCUAGGUUUGCUGGGAUAGCGGUGCGAGACUAUGGUGGUGGCGGUAGUGUUGUCUCUGAAAGGAUAACUUGCUGCGUUUAUCUGCAGUGAAUGAAUGACCCAAUGAGUCUACACUAAAUCCAGAGAGAGGAGAAGACAGUCACAAUCUGCUAACCAAUGGGGAAAAGAAUGGUCAGAGUCUAUGAUAUGAGGAGGCUCUGUCUACUAAAAUGUGGACCAGUUGGUUCACACUAAUCACGAUUCUCUUUUACAUGCUGUCAGCAGGGUUCCAUGGGUUAAACAGGGUCCUGUGUGUGUACAGUGUGUGUGACUAAUGUGUCCCACGUCGUCUGGGUUGUCCUAGUAUGCUUGCUGCAAUAUGCUGUGCUGUUCCUUUCACCUGAAGGAGAUUGCCCUAUGUGUCUGUUAAGGGAGCUGCAUGUUGUUUGAGGCUGCUGACAAAAUGCCUACAAUCAGAACAUUUGUGUGGCCAUGCUGAAGAAGUGCGCAUCAUCCGAUGUAAGUGACAAACUCCCAUUUAUCAAAACUUGACAUUUGUUGAGAGACUGAACUAGGUACUUAGCAAAGCCAGUCACUUAGAUUUCAAUAUCUAAUGUCUUGAAAGCAGCCUAAGCUACUCCUGCUUACCCUGUUAUGUAUUCCUCCCACUCCAUCCGUGAGGUUUAAGUUGUAAUCUUGGAUUCCCUCACUGGAUAGGCAAGUGCUGCAUGUUGGUGUCUCUAAGGUCAUUUGUUAAUCUCAUGGUAAUGCUUUAAUCCCUGUAUUAGAGUAUAAUAUACCCUAACAGAGCUCACAUCCUGCCUAAAGGCCACAGGUUAGACUGUUGGACCUUUGUCUCAUAGCCUUGAUUUCCUCUUCUUACACCUUGCAAGAAGCCUAAGGCUGACUUCACUGCUUAGUUGUACGUUUCAAAAGUUGCUUCAAUCCAUGUGUGCACAAUAACGGAAGAAUGCAAUUAAAGCCUUAUCAUUGCUGAUAGUUUCUAAAAUACACAAACUAUGAGUCUUAAAUGAAUUCAGUGGAAUUGGUGUUAUUUGCAUUUUAUUUUGCUACUUUAAGUCCAAUUUAACAAGACAAUGUCAAAUGUUAGACCAGUGUAUGGCACUCUCUCUUGCCAACUGUUUGCCAUUACAUAAGUCCACUGGGUGGCACUAAAACCUUUUUUUUUACAUUUGUAAUGCCAGAAACAUUUUGGCUAGUGUAUCUCCUAGGCUACUAGAUUUUCCUCAUUAUAGAGAGAAUAUAGCCUGAAUAAACUGUUGCUUUAAAGCUGUAAAUAAAGAUAUCACUUAAAUGCUGA